CCCACCCACGGCAUCACCCCAGCCUGCUGCCUUUUUUUGUUGUUUUUUUUUUUAUCUCCUCCGGUCCUUUCGUUCCUACAAUUUGCAAAAUUUUUUUUUUUUUUUCCCCUCCCUUCUACCUUUAAUUUUUUUUUUUUUCACUUAUUAAAAUAAUAAACUUUUGCAAAGUUUUUUCCUCAACUUUCUCCUUCCUCUCCCAGCGCUGGUAGAGACUUCGUCUCUCCUAGUUUUACUUUUUUAACCCUUCCCUACCCCACAGCCGCUUGAUUUUUAUUCUUUUUUUCAAUCAUUUUUAUUUUUUCAUUCCCUGUUCCCCCCUUGGCCGCUUUCUCGCAUGAAUCUCCUAGACCCCUUCAUGAAAAUGACAGAAGAACAAGACAAAUGUAUCUCCGACGCCCCCAGCCCCACUAUGUCGGAUGACUCGGCCGGGUCCCCUUGCCCCUCUGGAUCCGGUUCGGACACGGAGAACACCAGACCCCAAGAAAACACCUUCCCCAAGGGAGACCCGGACCUGAAGAAGGAGAAUGAUGAGGACAAGUUCCCCGUGUGCAUCCGAGAGGCGGUGAGCCAAGUGCUCAAGGGCUACGACUGGACCUUAGUGCCCAUGCCAGUCCGGGUGAACGGAUCCAGCAAAAACAAACCCCACGUGAAGAGACCCAUGAACGCGUUCAUGGUGUGGGCGCAGGCGGCCCGGAGGAAGCUGGCUGACCAGUACCCGCAUCUGCACAACGCCGAGCUCAGCAAAACCCUGGGCAAGCUCUGGAGGCUGCUGAACGAGAGCGAGAAGCGUCCCUUUGUGGAGGAGGCAGAGCGGCUGCGGGUGCAGCACAAGAAGGAUCAUCCCGACUACAAGUACCAGCCGCGGCGUAGAAAGUCGGUGAAGAACGGGCAAUCGGAGCAGGAGGAAGGCUCCGAGCAAACCCACAUCUCCCCCAACGCCAUCUUCAAGGCGCUGCAGGCGGACUCUCCGCAGUCGUCCUCCAGCAUCAGUGAGGUGCACUCUCCCGGCGAGCAUUCGGGGCAAUCACAGGGUCCCCCCACGCCCCCCACCACCCCCAAGACGGAUGCGCAGCCGGGCAAGCAGGACCUGAAGCGAGAGGGUCGCCCUCUGCAAGAAGGUGGCCGGCAGCCACCCCACAUCGAUUUCCGAGAUGUGGACAUCGGCGAGCUCAGCAGCGACGUCAUCUCCAACAUCGAGACCUUUGACGUCAAUGAGUUUGAUCAGUAUCUUCCCCCCAACGGUCACCCAGGGGUCCCGGCCACCCACGGGCAGCCCGGCCAGGUCACCUACACGGGCAGCUACGGCAUCAGCAGCACGUCGGGCUCACAAGCCGGGGCUGGCCACGUCUGGAUGUCCAAGCAGCAGCCGCAGCAGCCACCACCGCAGCCCCAGCCCCAGGCGCAGCAUGGGCUGCCGGCACUGAGCAGCGAACAGGGUCAAGCGCAGCAGAGGACGCACAUCAAGACGGAGCAGCUCAGCCCCAGCCACUACAGCGAGCAGCAGCAGCACUCCCCACAGCAGAUCAACUACAGCUCCUUCAACCUCCAGCACUACAGCUCGUCCUAUCCCACCAUCACCCGUUCCCAGUAUGAUUACACCGACCACCAGAACUCCAGCUCCUACUACAGCCACGCCGCCGGGCAGAGCAGCAGCCUCUACUCCACCUUCACCUACAUGAACCCCACGCAGCGCCCCAUGUACACCCCCAUUGCAGACACUUCUGGGGUCCCCUCCAUCCCCCAGACCCACAGCCCGCAACACUGGGAACAGCCCGUCUACACACAGCUCACCAGACCCUAAAGCCAUUCGGGGUGGGGAAGGGGUUGGGGAGGGGGGAAUAAAGAAAUUGGGGGAGGGGAAAAAAAAUCAAACAAACAGAAAAAAAAGGCACAAAAGAAGCAACAAGAGCAGCGGAGACCUUCCUCAGACUUUUUCCUUGUUUGAAAGCAAAAUAAUCAUUCAAAAAGGACACUAAAGUUAAAGCUGGCGGGGAGGAGAGAGUGCCUUGAGCCUCCUGCACUAGAGCAUCCUCCAGGACGUGGCCAGACCGCUCUGAGACUCGGCAAAACUCGGUACAGACAUUCCAAGGACUGGACUUUUAACUCUGUUUCCAGGGCCUGGCGUGGAGAUGAGAUUUCUAACCAACCAGCUCAGCUGUCUGCGCUCUGGACUUUUCUAAUGAUUUUUUUUUUUCUUUUUCCUAGCAGAAAUUUAAAAAAAAAAAAAAAAAAAAGAAAAAGGAAAAAAAUUGGGGUGGGGGAAAGAGAAAACUCAGAGUCCUCUGUGAGGAAUAUUCUCUAUUUUAAAUAUUUUUUAGUAUGUACUGUGUAUGAUUCCUUACCAAUUUGAGGGGAUUUAUACCUAUUUUUUAGAGACUUUUUUUAAAUGCUCUUAUUUUUCCAACAGCUAAAACAUGAUACUUAGUGGAGCAGUCCUAGGUUUUCUUGCAGCCAGAGGUAUUUUUGUAUAGAUAAGUGUCUUUUUCUCUGAAAAUAAAAAAGCAAACCAGCGUGCUUUUAACUCGGAACAAAGCUCGGUGAAGUGGCCAGCAUCAGGCUGAGCGGGAGACGCCAGCUGAGAUUGCAUGGGGACGAGCAUGGGAGAGGCUUUAUUUUUCUAACAAAUAGCAAAAGCAGCCAGGAGAAGAUUUUAACUUUAUUUUUUAAUAACCUUGAGCCUUAAGAAAGUAAAACAAAAAAGGGUUGUUUUUUUUUUUAAUAAAACAGCAAAAAGUGCUGUUGAGAAGCCUUAAAGCAGCCCUGGGAUAAUCACUUGUCCCCAGCUCUGCCUGCCCUGGGCUGGGGGGGGGCUGAGCUUGAUCCCCUUCAGCCACCCCUCAUCACCCCCACAUCCACCCUAGGCCUGAUGCAAAACCUGUCCGGGGGCUCCUCUCUGCUUGUGGGACAUCACAGAUACUUUAAAUUAUUUAUUUUGUGAGAAGAGCGAUUUUUAAUCACAAUUUUCUUUGGUUUUUUGGUUUUUUUUUAAAUCCCCCUCAUAUUUUAACUCCUUUCAAAAGCGAUUGCAUUUGUCAGAGCAUUAUUUGGAAGGUAACCGUGCCUGUUAAAUUAUGGUCUAAACUGUAACCAGUCCUUUAUUUAUCUCUUUAAUUCUUUUUUUUUUUAUUAUUAUUAUUAUUAUUCUUUUUGGAAUCUGUGUCCUGGGUUUGUACAAACUUGUGCUCUUCCUUUUUUUUUUUUUUUUUUUUUCUUUUGUCUUAAGGAUGAACUGGAAAAAAAAAAAAUUGUACAAACUAAAGAUUGCAAAUGUAGCGUAUCACUGAAUCAUUUGCCUUGUUUUCUGCCUCAGCUCUCUGGGACACACGAGCUCGUGCAAGGACGAGACCCAACGCCCCGGCCGUGCCGUGGGGGCGACACCGUUUUAGCCUUCCUCCCCCAAAACUGGCUUGAGGUGGGGACACGGACUUUGGUGAAGCUGUGGCUGAACAGUUAAGGAUUGCUUUUUAAAAAAGACAGCAAACUUUUUUUUAUUUAAAAAAAAAAAAUGAUAUAUUUGUUAACAUUUUUUUUUUUGUUUAGGGAUUCAGUAGAAGAAAAAAAAAAUCUUAAAGCACUCUUAUAAUAUGGCAUCUUUCUAUUUCUGUAUAAAAGCAGAUCUUUUUAAAGUAUUUCUGUAACUUAAAAGACCUGUCAUUUAAAUCAUAUUUUUGUCUUUAGGUAAGUUUGGUUUGUUUUGUUUGCAAGA
Molecule: messenger RNA, 3706 nt
Organism: Cuculus canorus (common cuckoo)
Lineage: Eukaryota; Metazoa; Chordata; Aves; Cuculiformes; Cuculidae
Gene: SOX9
Product: SRY-box transcription factor 9
Exons: 3
Coding region: 335-1801 (488 amino acids)
Biological process (GO): heart development; positive regulation of chondrocyte differentiation; negative regulation of transcription by RNA polymerase II
Cellular component (GO): nucleus
Molecular function (GO): RNA polymerase II cis-regulatory region sequence-specific DNA binding; DNA-binding transcription factor activity, RNA polymerase II-specific
Source: RefSeq, a predicted model, not a curated record